Molecule: messenger RNA, 1149 nt
Organism: Gongylonema pulchrum
Lineage: Eukaryota; Metazoa; Nematoda; Chromadorea; Rhabditida; Gongylonematidae
Source: the annotation of a GenBank genome assembly
AUGGCGAUUAUAUCCGAGUACAUCAAAGCUUGUGACUGCUUUCAGAGCAAGGUGCAUUUGGACCAACAGCUGCAAGUCGAGAAAGUGUUCACGGUACGGAAAGUACAAACAUCUCUGGAACUGGCUGGCGCCGGCAAAUCGUACAAGCUGAAGAACGAUAUGAACGCCGACGAAACAUCGUUCAACUCUGCAACUGACCUCACUGGAAGUGGCAUUUUGUUGAAACAUAGCGUAGACUACUCGCACAGAGGCGGCCAGAGGUCUCUGAAGGAGCACUACAAGUACAACGAAGAAGAGGCAAACACGGAACGAUCGUCACGAUACAGUGCCAAUGCGAUGCUGCGCAACGCGGACAAGAAGUACAGUUUCGAAAUGGACGUGGUCGGCGACCGGGGCACUGUGAAGCUGCAAACACCGAUUCAUGCCAUCAGCGCGGCACAGGUACGAGUGCUGAGGAAAGGGCCGAACGAAUUCGAGCUUCAGUCAGAAAAUAGAGGUGGUGGCAACAUAAAAGCUCAUAUCAAAACUGCACAGAAUGACAAACUUUUCAAAAUUAUGAUAACUGAGAUCCCGGAGCCGUUUGAACUGCACUUGGCGAAUGGAGAAGUCGGUGGUACGCAGAAAUCGCUCGCUGAACUUACGCUGAGUCCUGCAGGAGAAAGACGAACGUAUGGCUUGGAGAAUGAAGUCGAAGGCGAGGGGCAAACAUUCCGCGCCAUGCGACUUACUGUCAAGCAUCCGAAGAGAAAGAUGCAAAUUGAACUGCUCCGGCCGGCCCACAACAAAUACGCCCUAUCGUUACAGUAUGUACCGAAUGUUGGCGGAAAUCGACGUGCAACAGUGGCGGAAAUGACAUACGACAAAACUCCUGAUGGCUACCGUUGGGAAGGCACCUUUUCGGAUGAAGCAUUGCGGCGACCACUGACCGCGAAGAUGAAUUUCAAGAGGAACGAACGGAACUCGCAGAACUACGGGAUGGAUUUCUAUACUGAAUUUGACUACAGUGGUCAGCCGGAAAAGCUGCUUUCGAGUUCAUUCCACCUACAGCGAAGCGUGGUCACAUCAGGACAUUGGAGGCGGCAUGUGAAGCGCUCACCUGCAGCGAACGAUGUACGUUUUGAAGCUGAGCUAAAAUGCACGCAUCCGGCG